AUGGCCAAUCGUGACGAACGUGAUGCUGCACAAAAGUUUAUUAGCGCGUAUGUCGAAAUUCGAGCGAUGCAUCAGUCGUUGGGUUCGACAGAAAUUCGAAAUAUUUUGACGAGUCUUCUGCAGAAAGAUGUGAACGUGGUUAUGACUGAGUUACUGGGAACUGCCGCGUCAGGAAAUGUGAAUAUGCAGCGAUCUGAUGUGAUAAGCAAAAUCAGCAGUAUCCGAGAGAUUCGUGAUGCAGUCAUCAAUUUUAUUAAACGCUGUAAGUAG
Messenger RNA from Adineta ricciae, 270 nucleotides. Lineage: Eukaryota; Metazoa; Rotifera; Eurotatoria; Adinetida; Adinetidae. The record is from the annotation of a GenBank genome assembly.